UCAAGGCGCGAAUCCGUGGUCGCAUGGAGCCCUUGGCUGUCAAGAUCGUAAGCCGCCAGCCUGCGUUUAUCUUCCUCGUGGAGCUCUCAGACAAUCAUGCAUGUUCUGACCAGGAGUGCCUCACAGUUCCAUUUCAACCACCGUCCACCGCCGCUUUACAUUCUGCCGGACGGUCGACCGAUGGGGGAGAGGUACUGGGCUUUUGAGCGUGAAUGCAUCAAUUGUUCCCUCUUGGAAAUGAUCAACGCCAGCAUGACCAAAGCGGCGGCUGCAGGGCGACAGAUAUACAUCCACCCGAGGCCAACGACCUUGUCGCACGCACGAAACAACCUCCGGGCGUUCUCGGACGAAGCGGUAACACGGCCACAACCACCAGGCUUUAUCCCUGUCAACAGUAACGUGCAACUAGUUGACUGUCUAGGCUGGACCGAAUUCAAGGGUAGCGAGAUCAAUGCCCAAUUCAAGCGUGCUCGCGUGUUCGACCGGGAGUGCAAGGUUGACGGCGAGACGUACCCGGCCAUCGUGUACCAGUUCGUGGCCGACGACUCUGUCCCAGAAGUCAACACCAUCCUUGACCAGCUCGACUUCUUCCACGCGACUGGCUUCGUGACUGUCAUGUUCAAAGGGGACAACUGGGCCGGCAAGGGAAUGCUCGUGGACUUCUCCGACAUCGUCUCCUAUCAUACCGGCUUCUUGUGGUGGCGGCCUUCCCACUACGCAGCGCUAGCGGUAGGCUUUCGCGAAGUAGUGGAGGAUGCCGCACGGAACGGCUUGCUGGGCCCACGGCCGAAGGUGAUCGAGCGCUCGCGCACACCUCCGCAUUUGCGGAGGCAUGCAACGAGAGCCAGGACUUCUACUCGGGAUAUUCCUCCUCCACCCCCGCCGCCGCCCCGCAUCCCUUUGCCGGAAGGUGAUUUCGAGUCUCGGGGCGAAGAGUUACUAGAAGACAAGCCCAGCGAACCGAAGCCGGCUGUUCCUUUGGACGCCAGGCCGAUACCACAAAGCAGCCCUUCCAGCAUGGGAGAAGCGAGGUGGGGAGGAAGUAGGUGCCCUGGCUAAGGUGUUGCCUUCAUGAACGGGACUGCUUUGCUCGAAAGACAGGCUGCGGCUUUUGGGCCGCCAUGUCCGGGCCGGCCCAUCGAUCCACAUGCGAGCGUCGGUGUCGCAUGAACGCGCUCUCAAUCGUGAUACCAAACACAAGAUUCCUGUUUAGAAUUAAAGCAUUUCGACACUUGUUUAGAAUGAUGUGUGCCCGUGAUCAUGCGCUGUUCAAGUCGAGGAGUGCCUGCUCCUAUUCUCCUCAACCAAUGGUUUAACCGUCUUCAGGAUAUGCUUA
This is a messenger RNA of Thermothielavioides terrestris NRRL 8126, 1336 nucleotides long. RefSeq lists its product as uncharacterized. The record is from RefSeq and is a predicted model, not a curated record. The transcript has a single exon. Lineage: Eukaryota; Fungi; Ascomycota; Sordariomycetes; Sordariales; Chaetomiaceae. The coding region runs from base 253 to 1059 and encodes 268 amino acids.